Doryrhamphus excisus (bluestripe pipefish) is the source of this 14449-nucleotide messenger RNA. RefSeq names its product serine/threonine-protein kinase BRSK2-like. Gene Ontology annotation, molecular function: ATP binding; protein serine/threonine kinase activity. Gene Ontology annotation, cellular component: cytoplasm. The record is from RefSeq and is a predicted model, not a curated record. NCBI's taxonomy places the organism in Eukaryota, Metazoa, Chordata, Actinopteri, Syngnathiformes, Syngnathidae. Gene Ontology annotation, biological process: intracellular signal transduction; protein phosphorylation.
AGGAGUAGCCGGAAGUGAAUGGCACAAAAUGACGUAGGACGCCAUAGAGACAGCGGCAGUAGAUGCUGUCCCAUCACCAGUUCACACCCAACGGCUGGACCACCAUGAUAUCCAGGUUGAAAGAUCUACACUGAGCCUUAUUGAGCAACAUCUAAGGACAUCGGGGAACGGAAGUGGAGGACAUCACGUGCACGGGCGUCGGAUUGGAGGAGCAAACGUCUCUCCAGAAACGUGUCCAACUUGGACAAGAACACUGAACGCCACAACAUGUCAUCGUCGGUGAAAGAGGCCAACUACGUGGGACCUUACCGCUUGGAGAAGACGCUGGGUAAAGGACAGACAGGUCUUGUCAAGCUGGGUGUUCACUGUGUGACAUGCCAGAAGGUUGCCAUCAAGAUAGUCAACAGAGAAAAGCUCAGUGAGUCUGUUCUUAUGAAGGUUGAAAGGGAGAUUGCCAUUCUGAAGCUCAUAGAGCAUCCUCAUGUUUUAAAGCUGCAUGACGUCUAUGAAAACAAGAAAUACCUGUACUUGGUGCUAGAACACGUAUCUGGUGGGGAGCUUUUUGACUACCUGGUGAAGAAGGGCCGACUAACACCGAAAGAAGCACGCAAAUUCUUCCGACAGAUCAUCUCAGCCCUGGACUUCUGCCAUAGCCACUCCAUAUGCCACAGAGACUUGAAGCCGGAGAAUUUGUUGUUAGACGAGAAAAACAAUAUCAGGAUAGCGGACUUUGGCAUGGCGUCUCUGCAGGUCGGGGACAGUCUACUAGAGACCAGCUGUGGAUCGCCGCACUAUGCCUGCCCAGAGGUUAUCAGGGGGGAGAAGUAUGAUGGCCGCAAAGCAGAUGCUUGGAGCUGUGGAGUCAUCCUCUUUGCACUUUUAGUGGGUGCUCUACCUUUUGAUGACGACAACCUGAGGAAUCUUUUGGAAAAGGUGAAGCUCGGCGUUUUCCACAUGCCUCAUUUCAUCCCUCCAGACUGCCAGAACCUUCUCCGUGGAAUGAUUGAAGUGGACGCUUCCAAACGACUGACGUUAGAGGAGAUCCAGAAGCAUACAUGGUACCUAGCGGGAAAAAAUGAACCCGAGCCUGAGCAGCCCGUCCCCAGGAAGGUGGCCAUCAGGAAGCUCGCAGCAGCUGAAGAGAUGGACCCCGAUGUCCUGGAGAGCAUGCACUCUCUGGGCUGCUUCAGGGACAAAGACAAAUUGAGCACAGACCUGCUGGCUGACGAUGACAAUCAGGAAAAGAUGAUCUACUUCCUUCUACUAGACCGCAAGGAAAGAUACCCGAGCCAUGAGGACCAGAACCUGCCGGCACGCAAUGAGAUUGACCCUCCCAGGAAGCGCGUUGACUCGCCGAUGCUGAGUCGUCAUGGGAAGCGGAGACCAGAGAGGAAGUCGAUGGAGGUUCUGAGUGUGACAGAAGGAGGAUCGCCUGUACCGGUGCGACGAGCGAUGGACAUGGCAACUCACGGUCAGAGGUCACGGUCCAUCAGUGGUGCAUCCUCCGGUCUUUCCAUUAGCCCCCUCAGUAGUCCCAGGCCCAACCGGCGGUUUUUCAUUCCACCCCAGUCCCCAGACCUGUGUCAGUCCCCCAAUUGCAGCCCCGCCCGCUCCCCUGAAGUCCGUCUUAACGGAUUGGGGCCCCGCGCACCCAACUCCUUCCAGCCCAAAAUGGGCUCCCCCCUCAUGCACCCUCGCACACAGACCCUCCCUGCCAAGCCCAAAGUGUCUGAGAAGCCUCUGCAGACCACCAGGUCCAACCCUCUCCCCAACACCGCCCAGACUCCUUCCAAGUCUGAGCCCUCCACGCCCAACCAGCCGCUAGCGCCCUGUAUCCCCAACAGUCCCCGUGUGAGGCGACACCCUCCCCUUACUGUGCCACCCAAGCUGUCCAUCCCUUUGUCCCCCGUGCCUCCGAUGUCCCCCCUGCGCCGCCACCACCUCCACCCUGACCACAAUGGCAAAUCUUUCCCCAACACGCAGGUGACCCCCCAUCCUUCCCCCAGAGGGAGCCCUCUCCCCACUCCCAAAGGUACCCCGGUUCACACGCCAAAGGACAGCCCGACAGGCACGCCCAGUCCGACACCGCCCCCCAGCCCGUCUAUCGGGGGCAUGCCCUGGAGGACACGCCUCAACUCUAUCAAGAACAGCUUCCUGGGCUCGCCUCGUUUCCAUCGCAGGAAAAUGCAAGUUCCCACGCAGGAGGACAUGUCUAGUCUCACCCCUGACUCUUCCCCAGAACUCGCCAAGAAGUCCUGGUUUGGUAACUUCAUUAACCUGGAAAAGGAGGAGCAGAUCUUCAUCGUCAUCAAAGACAAACCUCUCAGCUCCAUAAAGGCAGACAUUGUCCAUGCUUUCCUUUCGAUCCCGAGUCUGAGCCACAGCGUUAUAUCCCAGACCAGCUUUCGGGCCGAGUACAAGUCCACGGCUGGUCCCACCGUUUUUCAAAAGCCUGUGAAAUUCCAGGUCGACAUCACCUACUCGGAGAGCAGCGGCGCCACUAAGGAGAACGGCAUCUACUCCGUCACCUUUACACUGCUCUCAGGUCCAAGCCGACGUUUCAAGCGCGUGGUGGAGAUCAUUCAGACCCAGCUGCUGAGUUCCAGCGAACAGCCUGGCAUCCAGCCCCAGAUCUCUGGCAGCCCCUUGAGUAACUUCUUUGACGUAAUUAAACAGCUUUUUUCCGACGACAAGAACGCCCAAGCGUCCCGUUCGCCCGCCGGGGCUCCCGUCACGCCUAGCUCCCCCGCCAAGCAUGCCAAGCCCAGCCAACCCCCCGCCAAUGACUCCAAAUCCCCCGCUGGCAAAGACAAAACAAAGAUGGCCGCCAGCAACAGGACACAGGAGCGUCCUUAAGGAGUCGUAGCCGUGCAUGUCUUAGUCGAAAAAAGACGACAAAGAGGAACAAGAAAAGCUGCUUCUGUUUUUAUACUCACUUCACUUCAUUCAGUAGGAAUUGUAGCUUUGUAGGCCCCGCUUUCAGGGGGGGCGGGAGGGGUCCUGUCAUGUUUGAUAGCUUGACUUGUCUGUGCCACCAGGGGUCAUCCACAAAAACUAUUAAAGUACGGCGGCCGGCCUGCUCGUCACCUUCAGCAAAGUCUUCAGCCGACCUCCUCACCUCCAUCACGUCACGUUCUCGUUCACGUUCACGCCGCCGGCCUUAAGACAGCGACAUUUGUCAGCGUUCACGCAUCUUCUCCUCUCUUUGAGGUCAUCCGAGGUUGGCUUGAAAACACGCAAAGAUGGACGUUCCGAAGAAGCGGUGGAGGAAGCGGAGACGCGUUUGGGAUUUUAUACACGCAUGAAUGAUCUCCUUUGUUGUGUCCACGACAUCGUUUUUCUAGAAAAUUACCGUACACGCAAAAACCGAUAAACGAUUCUAUGCCAUGACGUAGCUGUGUGCUACAUACCGCUAUUGGACAUGCGUUGUUACACUCGCAAACGUAAUAACUGCCCACAAACGUAAUACAAAUCUGCAGCUUUUAAUGUAAUAAUCCCGCAAAUGUAAUAAAUUUCCACAAAUGUAAUAAAAUUUGCAAACGUAAUAUUGAAUUUAUUAUAUUAAAUUAUGACAUUUUGUUUGUGGGUGUACAUGUGCGUUUUAGUUACAGUAUAUUAUUGUAUGUGUGAUUUUGGGUGUAUAUGGGGAAGAAAUAAUAAAAUAUAAUAAUAAUAAUAAUAAUAAUAAUUUUAUUAAAACAAUUGCAAUUAUCACAAUUAUGUUAUCUUUUUUAAUUUUUAAUUAAAAAAAUAUAAUUUAAUAAUUAAAGAUUCCUUUAAUGUAUUCAAAUGAUACUCUUUGAAUAAUAUUUUUUUUCCACAAAAAAAAAGAAAAAAAAGAAUUAUCUUGUUAAAAUCCUCAAAAUGACAUCUACACCUUCUCCUUCAUUAAAAGAAGAAAGAACAAACAACAACAACAACAACCACAAAGAUUAUUAUUUUGUCUCAUAUUACAUUUGUGGUAAGUUAUUACAUUUACAGUUUUUCACAUUCCCACAUAUGGAAUAAUUUCCUGCAAAUAUAAUAGUUAUUACAUUUGCAGGAAAUUCAGUAUUACGCUAGCAGUAGGCAAAUUUUAUUACGUUUGUAGGAAAUGUAUUACAUUUGCGGGAUUAUUACAUUCAAAGUUGCAGAUUUGUAUUACAUUUGUGGGCAGUUAUUACGUUUGCGGGUGUAACAUGCGUGAUGUUUUCCAUGUUCUAACCGUCCAAUCAAGUCCCUUUUUGAAGUAUUCAGACAAAAUAACCCAACAUUUAUGUAUAUUUCUCAUUUAAUAUAGUACAUGCUUUACACAACUAAAACGAUGACAUUUACAAUACAUGUCAACAACCUCCAUCUUUAACAUGAAAAAGCAUUAUGGAGUGCUGAAAAUAAACACACACACAUUCAAUCAUAUUUUGAGGACUCACAGACGUGGCCCUGUGACAACAAGUGUAUGAUUGUGAAAUUGAAAGUCAAAACAAAAUUGUUUAAAAAAAAAAAAGUUAGAAUACGUUUUGCUCUUAAUUUGACUUGUUGUGGUUCUAUUUUCAAAUAUUUAAACUUUUUUUUCCUUCAUGUUUUAUUUGCAAAUAUUUCAUUUUUUUUUUUUUAAUUUUCUAUUUUUUCUUGAUAUUUCUCAACCUAAUUUCCCCAAACUUACAGCUUUAAAAAAAGAAUAUUAACUUGGAAACUUGACUUUAAAAAUAUUCUUUCUUCUUUAAUAUUUCAACUGUAUGCAACUAAAAUUAUAGUAUUACAACUUUCUUGUUAGAUGACAACUUUUUCCUCUUAAUAAUUUGACUUUAUUCUUGUAAGAUUACUGCUGAUUUUUCUUUUUUUUUGUAUUAUUAUUUUUAAUUUUUUUUUUUAGAAUGUGCCGCAUGCCACAAAUAGCACCCAGGCCACCGUUUGGACACCCCAUCACUUGAAAUAUGCUAUAAUUGUAAAUGUCCAAGUUGUAGUGUAAAUCAUGCAUUAAUUUUGGCUUAUAAAGACUCCACUCUCCUUCCAAAGGGACACAGUUGGACAGUUAGAACAUAGUGAACACAUUUACUCAUUACAGCCGCUCACUGUUUGGAUGCUGAGUGGUGAAUAAAAAAAAAAAACUACGGGAACUAUGAUGAAUAAUCCAUACAAUACUCUAAACCAUCUGGAGUCUUCCUGGUCUGGAUGCAGGACUGAGAGAAUACUGAUGAUUGACAGUCGUGUCCACCUGCCUCGUUGCUCCGCCUCACCUGACCCAACACUUAUGAGUAGUCAGUUUUUAUGUAUUUAUUUCAUGGUUUAAAUCAGGGGUGUCUGUCUUUUAAAAUAUAACGUAACAGGAACAAUUACAACAAAAGUGCAGUAAUUCUACACGAAUUAAGUCAAAAUAUUACGAUAAUAUAGUUGUCAUUUUGCAAGAAUAACGUAUCAUGAGUUUUAAAAAGCAUAAUAUUAUGAAAAACAAACAAAACAAUAAAUAAAGUUAUGCUUUUGGGAAAAUAAGUUUGCUGAAAAAGUCAUAAUUAGUUACGGGAAUAAGGUCCAUUAUUAUGGGAAUAAAGUCAUAAUUAUGAAAAGAAAAUUUACAAGAAGAAAGACAAAAUAAUUUGAAAGAAAAUCAACAAACGGCUGCAAUUUUAUGAAAAAAGUCACAAUAUUGAGAAUUUUAUGAUAAAUUCGGAAUAUUCUUAAUAUUAUGAAAGAAAUAUGAACAAAAAAAUUUAAGUCGUAAUAUUGUGAGAAACAAACAACAAAAUGAACAAUAAAGCCAAAAUAUUAAGAGAACAAAGUCAUAAACAAGACAUUUUUUGUGCAAAUAAAAUAUUAGGGGGAAAAAAUUAAAUAAAAGGUUGAAUAUUACUAGUAUGUGUAACACAAAAUAAAGUUUGGAAACUUAGUUUGCAGAAAAAGUUAUAAUAUGUAAAUAAAGUCAAGAUAUGUCCAAAUUUAUGAAGGUUAUUUAAGAAGAAAGUUGAAAUAUUUGCCAAAUUGAAAAACAUACAAGCAAAAUUGCGGGAAAAAACCCCAAGUUGAUACUAAUCAUUUUCACUUAUUUGACAAAGCUGGGAUGCAGUUAUUUCUUGAAAUAUGUUAUAUAUAACUUGUUAGCAUUUGCUAGCGUCAAAGGGGACCUAUUGUGCUUUUUCCACUUUUCUGACCUAUAAAUGUAGUUAGAAUGUUGUUUUCUCGUGUUAAACCAUGCCAACGUUUCAGAUAAUGAGGUUUGCGCAAAAGAAAGAAGUUUGGGAUGAAACAAAAAGCUCUGUUUCAAAAGGCGUGGUAAAACUGCCCCUUUGUGAUGUCACAGAGGACCGGACAUCCAUAUAUGGGUGUGUCUGUAAGCAGAUAAGCUCCCUGCCCCCAAGAUCAACGGCAUUUUACAGUGAAAUGCUAAAAUGCUAAAGCUACUUACCAUCGAGAGAUGUCUUGAAGUAACCUCUUCUUGAGAAACUUUGCACUGUCCAGUCUCUACGACCGGAUCUGAUUCGGAAUCCAACACAUAUUCCUGUAUGUUAAAAGCCGACAUUUUCAAAAGAUAAAUUACUGUUUAUUAUCAACUCCUAGACCGUUUGCAGCUAGCGGCACAAACCGGAACUCCUAUUAAGUGCUCGCUAGUGUCACCAACCACAGUGAGGUGGGCGUGCCUGGAGGCGGGCCAUGGGUGGAAUACAUUAAAACAGACCGUUUUCGCAGGAAACCACAAAUAAAGAAAUCCAGCUGAAUAGGUGCAGAUUCUGGAAGAACUAGAACACUUUGUGUGCUGGUUAUUGUGUGUAGCUGCUCUAUAGGAGUCCACAAUUCAAUACAAAGGGUUCUAAUACAAUCCAAAAUGAGCAUAAUAGGUCCCCUUUAAAAAAAAACAUCGAUGUGGCCCUCGCUGGAAACGGUUCGGACACCCCCGGUUUAAACCCCUCAGUCUUUCUCUUAUGCAAUUUGAAGCCCAUCAAAAUCGGAAAAACUUGAACGUGGUUUUUGCAUCCGUGUGUAUGUUUGGUUUUUAUCUUGGAGUGUGCAGGCUUGAAUGAUGAGAUCAUAGCUAGAAAUAAUAAUAAGCAAGCACUUCCUGUGGUCCGAUGAUCAAUUCCGAUGUUUUUCCUGAUGCUUAGUCAGCACUAAACAUCUCAUUUUUCAACCUUUUUAUUUAAGUGUAUUUAUCUUUUUAUGUAUUUUGUGUGUAUUUUUGUACUUGAUUGUAUUUUUAAUUUAUCCUCAUGUAUUUAUAAGAAAUGAAACGAUGUUGUUAGGAGUGGGUGGGGUUCUAUUUAUUGGAGGGAAUGACUGACGUGCUUUCGGAAUGUAGACGUACGUACGUAGCCUCGCCUCGCCGAGAGGAGCAAAGCUUUUCUUGCUGAUUGUCAGCGUCUGUUCUCGAGUUUUCUCGUUUGCAUGUUCGGCAUUUGUCUUUUUUUUUUUUUUUUUUUGCAUGUGCGAAUUGAAACGACGACUUUGUUAUGUUGUUCAUGUGCAUUUCUUUGCUUUUUUUCCACCUUUCCGCCAUCUUGGCCUCUAAGCCUUCUUUUUGCUGACUGUGCAAACCAUGACCAUGCAAUUCUGCGUAUUUCUCCACCCACGUGGGACCUCGCUGGCGACCGGGUCCGACCUCAGCAAAUCAGAGAGGAAAUAAAAGCAAUAUCUUUCAUUAUUGGCUUGACUCGUUUUCUGCUUUGGGAAUGUUACCAAUGGGUGGCAGUGUUGGAUCGUCACGGCAACAAGUUGAGCGCUAAAGGAUAUCAAUCUGUUGACUUGACCACAUCACUGCUUAUGUUCAUUUUUUUUGGUCCAAUCAGAUUUGGGCUUCUAUGUAUGUAUGUUGCCGUAUCAAUUUUAUCUGCCCAGGGCCUUCAGAAUCAGGAGUGCUGGCCCAUGUCACUUCACUAACACUAUCAGAUUUCUGUUCUAUCUCGAUUGGUUGAUCACAGCAAGUGACGCCCACCAUGCUUGACUGAGGAAGAGAAAUGGACAUCUCUGGUGAGUUGAUGUUUACUUACAUAUAUUUAUAUGUUGUCAUUUUAUUAAUAGAUAUUAAUCGUGAAAUGCUUCAGGUGAUGUCGUAGCAUAGAUAUUUGGAGUUGUAUGACCCUUUAAUCCUUAACCUGCUUGACCUGCUUAGUGCGUUGUAUUUCGCAGCAUCACUCUAUCAACUGUUUUGAAGUAUUUAUGUAAUUAAGUAGUAAUUAAGUAUUUUCAAGCAAACAAAUAGCCUAAAUAAAGAAAAUACAAAUAUAAGGCAUUAGGAAGAAUGAUAAUGAGAAUGAUAAUGAUAAUAAUAAUUUUAUUAAUAGAUAUUAAUCGUGAAAUGCUUCAGGUGAUGUCGUAGCAUAGAUAUUUGGAGUUGUAUGACCCUUUAAUCCUUAACCUGCUUGACCUGCUUAGUGCGUUGUAUUUCGCAGCAUCACUCUAUCAACUGUUUUGAAGUAUUUAUGUAAUUAAGUAGUAAUUAAGUAUUUUCAAGCAAACAAAUAGCCUAAAUAAAGAAAAUACAAAUAUAAGCAAUAUAUGCAUCAGAAGAUGCAUUCAAAGACGUUGUGAUAAUACGUAGUAUUCUACGUCGAUCACUAGGUGUCAGUAAUGUCACCGUAAUGUUCGGUGUGAAACACAAGCACCAGACUAGAUUGCUGGAACAACUGGCCUUUAUUUAUUGCAGGUUUGAAUGAUCGCACAACAGGCACAAUAACCCCUUUUCACAUACGGCUGCAAGCUAAAAAAAAAAAAAAAAAACAAGUCUGAACUCUCGAUGUCACUUCCUGUCCACCUGCCACUCAGCUCCCCGAGUACUGGAACAUAUUUACAGUAACACACACAAGCGCAAGUCUUAUUUAUGUAUAAUGUUUUGUUAUUAUGCUAUGUUGGGUAAUAUGAAUUUAAAGGUGACUAUAGGGAUGCUAUAUCAUGUCUGGAGGGCUCUGAUAAUGUUAAAAACAUGAAAAAGUUUUGUGUGCGCUAACUAUUAAAAAAACUAUUAGAAGAAAAGCUUAAUUUUAAAGAAGGAAUCCUACAUAUCAGCGUUUCCCAUACAUUCAUUUACAUGUGGCGGAUCACCAUUAUUACAUUUCUAUUCUAUUUUUAUUUUUUAUUUUUAGAUGUGCCGUGUGACCCGCCCAUAAACACAUUAUAACAGGACUGUCUGAGAUUGUAGCUUGUUGUUCUGGAAUUAACUCAUUCAGUACCAAAGACUUAUUUAUACAUUAUUUAUUCUUAAACCCAAACGCUCGCUCCCAAAGAGGUGAUGAUGAAAGUACACAAUAAAAUAUGUUAUGUUUCAUGCAGUUUUAAGACAUAAAAACAGCCACAGGGUGGCAGAAGUGCAUUUGAUGAGAGCUCGGCGUGGAUCAUUUCAUUAUUUUUUAAAUGUGCUUGACAGCCAGGAGGAAGUGCGAGAGCGUGGAGGAGGUUAUGCAUGGUAGGCAAAUUUGAAUACAUGCACACGCGUGCACAUACGUACGUACAUAGUUCAGUUCCAAAUGUGAACGUUGAAAAUAGGUCGAAAAGUUAUGUUUGGAAAUAAAUUAUUUUUAUGCGUUUUUUUUGUGUUGUUCAUUUUAUGGAAAAGUUGUUUUUCGAUGUUGUAGCAGUGAAACUUUCUAAAGAACGGAAAAAGGUAGGAACAAACAUCAUGAGAUCUCAUCUUUCUCUUGGAAGAUUGCAUGUUUAUGUAUCUUGAUAUAGUUUAUAUAGCUUUAUAUAGUUUAUAAAGCUUUAUAUAACUUUAUAUAGCUUUAUAUGGUUUAUAUAUAGCCAUACAACACAAUAUUGUGUGUGCCUUGAAAAACCAGUGAAGAUACUCAGUAAAAUGGCCGAUACUGAAGGGGUUGAAUUUGGAAAAAUGGCUGCAGUCCAGCUGUUUUCUAUGUCGCUUAAUCGUCACUAGGAUAGACGGGGUACACCCCACCCUGGUUCCCUUAUUAUUAUUAUAUUUAAAUUCCCUUGUAUUCCCUUAUUCAAUGGCAGGGCAAUUGAAUGAGUUUUAAAAACAUUAGAAAAAGCCUGCAAAGGCAAAUAUUAACAUAUUGACGGUGAGCACCUCACCUGCCAUCAGAUGCCAGCCUAUGGAUGGUGUCAGCAUAUACAGUAAAAGGGACGGUGAUCAGGGCCGGACUUGGGUCCUGUUUGAGGACAGAGAAUGGGACAGUCGGGGCGGAGACACUUGCUCGUCUGCUGUACUUUCUGACGGUGUCAAAUCCGUGGGGGCUGACAGGGUCCUGAAGACGACUCUGGAGGGGGUGUCAGUGGGGUGGUCUGUCAAGCGUACAGAGUCAUCGGGGGGCUGGUAAGGCGGUGGCCCCGUCAGUGGGAAGUCAUCUGAGGUGUGCAAGGCCUGGCUGUGGAUAAUAAUGAUGCCAUCCGGGGAAGGCAGAGGGUCUAUGUCCUCCUCAUCAGCAGGACCAAGACCCUUGAGGUCUUUAGAGGGGCUGCGGUCUGGGUAUAUGGAAUCCGCCUGCUUGGAUGUGAUGUGGAGUUUCAGUCCUGCUCUGGGACAACCACUGGCUGAAGAUGUCUUUCCUCUGUAGGCUUCCACAGGCAGUUCCUGGCCCAGAGGCUUACACGGCAGCUCUUCAAGCUUGCCUGAGGCAACAAAAGGAAUCAUUCCAAAACUUUUAGUAUGGAGAGUGUUAUCUGUCAGGGUGUUCACCUGGAGGAGGAACAUCCAGCUUCAUCUUGCGCAGUUCAGUCAUGGAGGCUCUGAGGUGCUCCAUGACCACAUCGUCGCUGGAGAAAAAGGUCUGAGCGAUCCGCUCCUGAAGGAACUCCCGAAGCUCGUCCAAAGACAUCUUCAAGAGACGCUCUUCACAAAUAUCGUACAAACAUCGAGAUAAUAUGUUGACAUCUAAUGACAACUAAGUGAAGUGCUAUCAAACAAAAUAUUAAUUAGAUUAAUCACAAGGUUGCUGUAGAUUCAUUUUGAUUAAUCACAUAUCUAAUUCAUUUUAGCCACGGAAUCAAGUGUCUCAAGGGCGGCCUGAGGGCCAUUUGCGGCCCAGGAUUGUUUUUUAUUGUCCCGCCACACAUUCAAAAGUAUACCAAGAAAAAAAACAGAAAAAAAAUUCUGCAGUAAUUUGAAGAAUGAAAUCACAAUAUGAAGAGAAAAAAGUUGUAAUCCUAUUAUGUAAUUCAUAAUUACAAGAAAAAAAAGAAAAGAAAAAUUAAACAACAAAAAAUAAAAUCUCCAGUAAAAAGUCAAAAUAUUAAAAAAAAAAAAAGCCAUAUUCUAAAGUCAACAUUUUACCAGAUUAAGUCACAAUACUGUGAGGAAAAAUAAUUAAUUUUAGUAACAUAACUCAUUUUCUAGUGUUAUAAUCAUAAAAUGUGUUCAGGAUUGUGAAUGAUUUAAAAUGUAAUGUAGUUAUCGUAGUUGCACAUCGAAUCGUUUACCACAAAGAGAUUUCCUAUCUGUGCUUUAAUCUGAUAAUUUGGAGUUAACUACAAAUUAAUCGUGAUUAAUCGCAACCCGUUAUUUUAAUCUAUUGACACUCCUAAUAGUAUAUAUUUAUAUGUUUAUAUAAAAUUAUACAGACGCAAAACACAACAAUGAAGUACAUCCGAAAUUUCCAAUAGAAGCUGAUUGAUUGAGAAUAAAAACGGCAAUGAACGGAAAAGUUGUUAAGGGGUGAUUGAUAUCUUACUUUUGUGUAUCUUCAAGAUGGUGUAAGACAUGGCGCUGAGGAGCUUCUCUCCCUCCAGGAUGAAAACGUCCCACAGACGAAGGGUGAGCGUGAAUGGCGUCUGCAAAAAAAUCACAUCAUCACUUGUGGCUUCUCCUCUCCUCCUCGCCAAUAUCACAAGACGUGUUUGCUUUUGGUCCAGACCUCAGAGGCCCCACGCAGAAGAUCCAGUUCACAGACAUGUCAGUGAGAAAGAAGUGCUGACAGUGGUCCAAAGCUGCCACCACAGCCCUUAUUGCUGCUAUGCUACAAGAUGAAAUAUUACUGGCUUCUGUGGGAAAUAUACCCAUUUACAAAAGCUAUUGAUGAGUUUGUGUGGGCCUUUUGAACAUUUUUUAUCCAUCCAGUUGGAGAAGAGCGUAUUUGCUACACUAGUCCUGCCUCUGCUGGACCCCACGGCACUGCUUUCACACCGUUCAUUGAUGUUAUGACUCCUAUUCCAUUCAUUCAUUCAUUUUCUACCGCUUAUCCUCACGAGGGUCGCUGGAGCUUUGGGUAAGAGGCGGGGUACACCCUGGACUGGUGGCCAGCCAAUCACAGGGCACAUAUAGACAAACAACCAUUCACACUCACAUUCAUACCUAUGGACAAUUUGGAGUCACCAAUUAACCUAGCAUGUUUUUGGAAUGUGGGAGGAAACCGGAGUACCCGGAGAAAACCCACGCAUGCACGGGGAGAACAUGCAAACUCCACACAGAGAUGGCCGAGGGUGGAAUUGAACUUGGGUCUCCCAACUGUGAGGUCUGUGCGCUAACCACUCGACAGCCGUGCAGCUGGUAAAAUGUUCAUAAAGUAGAGAAAUCAACUUUGCAAGUCAUGCACUCAUCAUGAAGGAUAAAGAUGGUAUCCUUGAACAUGUACAAGGAUCUGCUCCUAUGAAAUGGACAGUGAUAACUAAGCAGCGUACCGCUUCAUUAUUGGCACUUCCUCCUCUCAAUCUAGCCCAUAGACUUCAGGGAUGAGACUGUAGACCAGAUUGACGGUCACACAAGUCUUGGGAGAAUGUGAGGUGGUCACAUGACACCAAAAUGGGGCAUUUCAUGCAUUAAGUGGACAGGACGUGUGUGCAGACAGAGAAACAUAAUGCUAGCAUAAACAUGGUCAACGAGGGUCAACUUAGUACAGGUAGUACACAACUUAGUACACAAAUACUUCCUUUCCGUAGGAAGGUUACUCACCCUGUCAAUGAAACACUGCAUGAACCAUUUGGGAGUGUAAAUGCCAGCCGACAUCUGUUCUUUGUCCUGCAUGGAGACACAUCAACCAAGCAUCAAAUAUGUUUGAUAUCAUUAUAUCCUGUUUGCUUGACGGCAUUAGCAUCAUCUCACCAGAUGUUUCUUCAGAUUAGGGAUGAGUUUGGAAAUAAUCUGAUCGUGAUGCGCCUGGAAUCGCUGAAGCUUUGGGAACCCGGGAACGAAGAAUCCUAGUAAGAAGAUGCAUACAAUACGUAGAUACGUAGAUAUUAUACACUAGCUCAGCCUUGAGGAAACGGGAGUUGCACAACACUUAGAUACAACUCAUGGAAAAUGACCGGGGGCACACGAUAGAGGCAUCGCUCUAACUCACACCAGUUUAAAAAAAUGUCACUUUCAUUUUCCAUUUUUUCUGCAGUAAUUAGCACACAGACGAGGGCCGUUCAGGCAUGAAGGAUACCCCUUGCAACAUCAUCACAGCCAGCUGCCGUUUGACAACCCUGAACAAACUCAAACUCCACUGUUCCAUUGAAGGAAAAAGCACCCCAGAUCAUGAUCACGCUCCCUCCACUGCCGUAUGUUGGAAGGCGUCUGAACCAUAAUAGUUACAUUUUGUUGUCAUUAAAGAAUAAAACUUUCAUUCACCUUUCAAUGUCUCAUGUUUGGUGAUCGACUGCAAAUUCCGAACGGACAAUUUAAUGACUGUCUUACUGGAUCCAAACUCCAAAGCAAUGGCAUGCUUCGAGAUGUUGUGGUCUUAUACUUUGGAUCAACAGAUCAACAACCUGUUUCACUUUAAAGCUUGUUUGCAAUAAAUUGCUUACGCAAACAUUUUAUUCUCACUCCCAUUUCUUCUUGAUACGUUUUGAAGCUCUACAUAAAACCUAUUUAAGAACCAACCCUGUAAAAUGUAAAUUCUUAAAGAGGACCUAUUAUGCUUUUUCCACUUUUCUGACCUAUAAAUGUAGUUAUAAUGUUGUAUUCUCGUGUUAAACGAUGCCAAAGUUUCAGAUAAUGAGAAUUUGGACAUUUGGAAUUGAGCCCUGAAAGAAGUUUGGGAUGGCUCAAAACGCUCUGUAUCAAAAGGCGUGGCAAAACUGCCACUUUGUGAUGUCACAGAGGGGCGGACUUCCUUAUAUGGUUGAUAGUUAAAAAGCACUUUGGCCGUGUGACCAAUCACAUCAGAGUAGGAAUGCCCAGAGGCAAAUUAAAAUAGACCGUUUUGGAAGGAAGCACAAAUCAAAGGAAAUACAGCUGGAAUAGGUGCAGAUUCUGUGCGGGUUAUUGUGUGUAGCUGCUCUAUAGGAGACCACAACUCAAUACAAGGGGUCGAAAAAUGAGCAUAAUUGGUCCCCCUUAAAAUUUUGAUCAGAAGUGUCCAUAGCGGUUGCUGCGCCGCUCAGAAAGUGAAAGCUAUGCUUGUGUGCCUGGAAAGUGAAAGUUUAAUAGUGUGAAAGUGAGAGUUAAGCCGGUGUGAGUGACACAAAUGCAUCUAUUGUGUGUCUUCCAGUCAUUUUUCAUGAAUCAUAUGUCAUGAACUCUAUCUACUAUCUACUAUCUACACAAGAUGCAUAUCAGUUUAAUGUUGUUGUUUUUUUUUUGCAAUAAAUUGCUUAAGCAAAAUAAAAA